GGCGCCGAACCCCACUUCUUCGACCGCAGCUACGACAAGGGCCUCGCCUGGUACCGGGACCUGAUGCCCAGAACCCUGGACGGGCAGAUCACCAUGGAGAAGACGCCCAGCUACUUCGUCACCCGGGAGGCCCCCGCGCGCAUCUCGGCCAUGUCCAAGGACACCAAGCUCAUCGUGGUGGUGCGCGACCCGGUGACCAGGGCCAUCUCGGACUACACGCAGACGCUGUCCAAGCGGCCGGACAUCCCCACCUUCGAGAGCUUGACGUUCAAAAACAGGAGCACGGGCCUCAUCGACACAUCGUGGAGCGCCAUCCAGAUCGGCAUCUACGCCAAGCACCUGGAGCACUGGCUGCGCCACUUCCCGCUCAGCCAGAUGCUCUUCGUGAGCGGCGAGCGGCUCAUCAGCGACCCGGCCGGCGAGCUGGGCCGCGUGCAGGACUUCCUGGGCCUCAAGAGGAUCAUCACCGACAAGCACUUCUACUUCAACAAGACCAAGGGCUUCCCCUGCCUGAAGAAGGCCGAGGGCAGCAGCAAGCCCCACUGCCUGGGCAAGACCAAGGGCCGGACCCACCCCGACAUCGACCCGGAGGUGGUGCGGAGGCUGCGCGAGUUCUACCGGCCCUUCAACCGCAAGUUCUACCAGAUGACCGGGCACGACUUUGGCUGGGAUGGAUAACAAUGUAAUUUAAAAAGAAAAGAAAAAUCAAAUAUAAUAUAUUUUUUUACCAAUCGGUAGAGAAAAGGCAGUUUAAUAUUUGUGCUGAAAAUAUUUCUUGUAGUAGUUUUUUCAAUGAAUGUUAAGAGAUUGUGCUCACCUCUGACCCCAUCUUCAUGUGUUUAACUUACACCAAACAUUUGGAUAAACGAAAAAUGGAAAACUUUACUCAUCUAAAUAGUUUCCAUCUUUAAUUUUUAUUUUAUGUUUUAUAUGCAUAAUUAUAAAGUAAGAGCAUCAGUUGCCAUGAGAACUUUUAAGAGAACUCUGAGGGGAAAUCAGUCUCUCUCUCUCUGGCUUACGAGGCCCAGACAAAAUUGAUCCCUAGCCUUGUGUAUUUCUCCCUUUAAGUUUUUUUUACUUCUGUGCCACUUUUUCUAAAACUAUUUCCCAACUGAUAAUACUUUUUGGUUUUACACCACUUCAGUUAUCACAGUGUUUUUAAAAAUAAAACAUUUUUUGAUCCUUAUACUACUGUGCGGUACAAAACAUGGUACCUAGAGAUCAUUAUCCCCAUUUUUCAGGUAAGGAAACUUGAGUCUCAGGGAGGUUAAAUAACUUAUCUUAGGGCCAGAUGGUGACUCCUGGACAACCCUUCUUUCACUUGUUCUUUAUUACAUGCCACUUUUCCCAGGAGAAUUGGAAAUAAACAUCUGUACCUUUAAAAUCGGUUAGCCAGGUUGGACACAGGCUCGAUGGGAUGGAAAGGGUUUCCUCUGGCUUUCUCAACGCCAGGCCAGCCCUCGGCCCUCGGUCACACCACAGUACACUCCAGGAGAACAUCAGACCUGGGCACACAUUCUGUUAAGAGCCAAUCUCGGUUUGAAUGAAGCUGAGAGAAAUUACCGGAUUCUUGUAUCAAGAACAAGGGGGACAGUCAUGCUGGCAACAAGACAAGGUGUGGUAGGAGCACAACUUACCUAUUUGUUCUUUUGACCUGUCCGUCCUAUUUUUUUAAUUAAGAAAAAGCCAUUUCUGUAAGAGCUUACAAGUAUGAAUCUCCUUUUUAUUUAUCCCUUUUCUUAACAGAGAAAAUCUGCUUCUGUUUGUGAUAUCUCAUUUCUAACCUUGGAGCUAGCACUAAAGAUGUAUCAAUAAACCUCUGUUACCAUGCCCUUAUUUUUCAUGGGUGGAGGACUGUCAACUUUGACACUUUAUUUUCCCCCACUUUCUAUUCAUACCUAGUCUAACCUAAUACUCAUUAAUAUUUGGAAAAUAGUCUCAGAAUUGCAGGUGGAUAAAAAUGGUGGUUUUUUCCUCCUCUCCCAUCAGUUUCUGCCCAUCCCCCCUUGAAAUAUCUCAAAUAAAUCAAUUGUUUAUUAAAAGGAUUCCUUUCCUCUCAGAGUGGGCAAUAACAAGAUUAGCAUUAAUGGGAAUUAAAUUGGUUUAGAGAGGAGCACAUAUGCACAAAAUAUAUAAAACAUGUAUAAUUAGCCUGUUGGAGACAUUUUAUUAUAGGUUUAAACCUAAGAGGAAAACGUUUCCUAUCUCAUGGAACUUUCCUGUAUCUGCCAGAAUUUAAAGGACCAAACACUCUAGUAUUCUAAAAGUGCAUUCUCUUUCUUCUCCGGUGUUGUCAAUCAAAAGAAACUGAAGUUGUUUUGGAUAUGCAGUACAAUUUCCCAUUUACCGCAGAGGUUGCAUCAGGAAGGAAGUAUUUCUUGAGAAGCCUAACACAGGAUUAAAAGGAGGGGGGAAAUCAUUUAGGUUUCUAGAUAGUUGAUGAUUGCUCCAAGUCUUUGGCUCUAUUUAUUCCCACCUUUAGGAGUUCCGUAAACCCCAAAUCCAGGCCCCUUUUUCCAGGUGAUCUCCUUCCCCUCCAUGCCCUCAGCUUUCCAGUGCCACAGCCUGUCUUUGUUCCACUAGAAUUGCCACUACCAGCAACAAGAUACUCAUUUCGAACUCUUUAUCUGUUUUUCUUAACUCAUUUUGUUUGUGCUUCUGACCCUUUUAUAAACAUUUGUUUGACAUAAUGCAAAAGUAGCUUGCACAAGGAAACAAUUGUAUUCAGCAAUCUUCAU
This is a messenger RNA of Myotis brandtii (Brandt's bat), 2738 nucleotides long. It is a transcript of the gene HS3ST3A1, whose product is annotated as heparan sulfate (glucosamine) 3-O-sulfotransferase 3A1. The annotation marks the transcript as partial. The transcript has 2 exons. The record is from RefSeq and is a predicted model, not a curated record. Gene Ontology annotation, molecular function: [heparan sulfate]-glucosamine 3-sulfotransferase activity. NCBI's taxonomy places the organism in Eukaryota, Metazoa, Chordata, Mammalia, Chiroptera, Vespertilionidae.